AUGCUCGACCCUCUGUUGUCCCUACGGAGCGGGACGACAGUCGCAAGCUUGAACCGCCCAUGGCGUUUUGCUCCCAAGCAGACAUACGAUCUUCAGGCAAAUCCAAAGGGACUCAUAUCAUUUGGCACGGCCGAGAAUCACCUUGCUACUGACGAGCUGGUAGAGUUCGCCCAGAAGAAUGUCGAUAGCUAUUUCCUGUACCGUGGAGCGACUGCUGGCGGCCCAGACCUCCCCCAAGCUCUAGUAGCGCAUCUCAACGAAUAUUUGAAGCCCUACAAACUCAUCCAUGUCCAGGAUGUCCAGAUCGCGAACUCGGCUUCGGCUAUGCAUGAUGCGCUAGCGUGGGCACUGGCUGACAAGGGCGAUGCAUUUCUCACCAGCAGACCUGUGUAUGGACGGUUCGAGCUCGAUUUCUUCAACAAGAGUGGCGUACAGGUGGAAUAUGCCGAUACAACGGCCCAGGACUGCUUUGAUGAGACCGUGGUUGAGAAGUUUGCAAAGGCUCUUCAGUCGUGUGAGGCGCGAGGGGUGAAAGUCAAGACGAUAUUCAUUGUCAACCCUAAUAACCCGCUUGGCAAAUGCUAUCCCAGAAAAACGCUCGUGGAGAUUAUGAAGUUCUGCAACCAGAAUCGCCUUCACCUCUUCAGCGACGAAAUCUACGCCUGCUCUGUCUUUGACUCUGGCGAGCCGACCGCAGUACCUUUUACUUCUGUCUUGUCCCUUGACACCGACCAAUACAUCGAUCCGUGCUUGUUGCACGUCACAUGGGGUCUCAGCAAGGACUUUGGCGCAGCUGGUCUGCGCAUCGGUGCUCUCAUUUCACGCAGUCCAAGCGUGAUCAAAGCCGUGGAAUCCGUAGCGCGCUUUCAUAACGCUGCUGCACCGAGUCUAUCUAUCGGUGCGGCCAUGUUGUCUGACCGGGAAUGGUGUCGAAGCUUUGUAGAUUCGUCUCGGCACAAGCUGGCUGCUGCGUACAGACAUGUCACCAGAGGCCUUGAUCAGAUGGGCAUUGAGUACUUGCGUGGAACGAACGCUGGGUUCUUUGUGUGGAUCAACCUCUCGCCGUAUUUAUCAGAGAAGGAGAGGUUUCCAGAAUUUGCACUCGCGACACAGCUGCAGAGAUGCGGUGUCUUCUUGCAUCCCAAGGAGGAACACUCGCUGGAAGCAGGGUGGUUUCGGCUGGUAUACGUGCAGGACUCUGAGACGAUGACUGAGGGAUUGAAGAGGUGA
This is a messenger RNA of Emericellopsis cladophorae, 1230 nucleotides long. RefSeq names its product 1-aminocyclopropane-1-carboxylate synthase-like protein-like protein. Lineage: Eukaryota; Fungi; Ascomycota; Sordariomycetes; Hypocreales; Bionectriaceae. Gene Ontology annotation, biological process: biosynthetic process; amino acid metabolic process. The transcript has 4 exons. The coding region runs from base 1 to 1230 and encodes 409 amino acids. Gene Ontology annotation, molecular function: transaminase activity; pyridoxal phosphate binding. The record is from RefSeq and is a predicted model, not a curated record.